UAAUAAAUAAUUAAAAGUAGUUUUCGAGGUGUCGUAUUUUGUCGCUAAAUUGUAAAUUAUUUUAAUAGAAAAGAUAAGAUAAUAAUUGUACGUAAAUCAAUUCCAAAUACAUAUUAGCAUAUUGAUAAAGUUAACAAUGGAUAAAAAUAGUUGUAAAUAGUAAAUUCCGAGCUGUGUGGUGACGUUUUCUUGUCAGAAUGGAACAUUUUGGCUUAUCUCAUAUUUUAUACGAGCCAGAUAAAUAUAGUCCCGAUACAUUGGACUUAUUAAAUGACGAAGAAGCAAGAGAAUAUUGGCUGAAUACCUGCGAGAAGUUGGUUGAGAAAUAUGUUAAUUUUGCCCUCUCCAAUACUGAAGAUCCGACUGUUGAAAUACGAGCUUUAAAAUUCAAGACUUGCUACAUAGAGGCUUUAAAGGAACUUAGAAUAAAUCCUCUUGCUCAUGGACAGUUGACUAUACGAUUACUUCUUGACAUCAAUGAAACAUGCCUUCGUUCUCAGGGAUUUUUUGAUUUAUGGAAACAGCAAAAAAAGUAUGAAAACGAAACUGCACUUGCUACUCUUGCUGUAAGAUUGGCAGAAAUUGAUGCACUGCCAGAUGAUAGACAAAGAUGGACUGAGUUAUGUAGAGGAGUCCUAGCUGGUAAUAUGUUUGACUGGGGAGCACAAGCUGUAACUUCAAUAUUAAAUUGUGGGCUCUAUGAAGCUCUUGACAAGAUUCAACAGAGGCCUUGGCUACAUGAUGGACUAGACAAGUGGAUGGAAAAGUUAGAGAAAACUGUCCAUCACUGUGCUGCUGUUUUUGUUGAUAACAGUGGUGUUGAUAUAGUAUUAGGCAUUUUGCCAUUUGUGAGAGCGCUGCUGUUAAGAGGCACUUCAGUGAUACUCUGUGCUAAUGAGUGGCCAGCGCUCAAUGACAUCACCAAUGUUGAGCUGGAAGAAGUACUGCAACAUGCUUCCCUCAUUUGCCCUGUCAUAGCAGCUGCUAUGGCUACUGGGGAUUUAGUUGUUAGGUCUAGUGGACAAAGAGGUCCUUGUCUUGAUCUCAGAACCAUCAGUGUAGGUCUUUGCACUGAAAUGAAGAUGAGAGGAGUAGAUUUAAUAAUUUUAGAAGGAAUGGGUAGAGCUUUACAUACAAAUUUAAACGCUCGCCUCGCUGUUGAUUCUCUGAAAUUGGCUGUUGUAAAAAAUGCUUGGUUAGCUCAGAGACUUGGUGGUCCAUUGUUUUCAGUAAUUUUUCUUUAUGAAGAUAAACCUUCAGAAACAUAACAUAUUAUUCAGUAAUUUUUCUUUAUGAAGAUAAACCUUCAGAAACAUAACAUAUUAACUCAAUUACCGUAACAAAUACAGUAUUUCUUGUAAAAUCAACAUUUUAUUUACCUAUCUAUAAUUUUUUUUGUAAUCAAACAUUCACAUUUUUGAAUGUUUAACCAUUCAUGUUGAUGUCCUACGACUUUUUUGGAAUAUAUUGAGUGUUACCCUGGAA
This is a messenger RNA of Bicyclus anynana (squinting bush brown), 1485 nucleotides long. Its product is annotated as 4'-phosphopantetheine phosphatase. Gene Ontology annotation, cellular component: nucleus; cytosol. Gene Ontology annotation, biological process: coenzyme A biosynthetic process. Gene Ontology annotation, molecular function: pantothenate kinase activity; ATP binding. The transcript has 5 exons. The record is from RefSeq and is a predicted model, not a curated record. NCBI's taxonomy places the organism in Eukaryota, Metazoa, Arthropoda, Insecta, Lepidoptera, Nymphalidae. Bases 198 to 1268 code for a protein of 356 amino acids.